Molecule: messenger RNA, 8497 nt
Organism: Opisthorchis viverrini
Lineage: Eukaryota; Metazoa; Platyhelminthes; Trematoda; Opisthorchiida; Opisthorchiidae
Exons: 27
Coding region: 25-8436 (2803 amino acids)
Biological process (GO): transcription by RNA polymerase II; RNA polymerase II preinitiation complex assembly
Cellular component (GO): transcription factor TFIID complex
Molecular function (GO): TBP-class protein binding; RNA polymerase II general transcription initiation factor binding; RNA polymerase II general transcription initiation factor activity
Source: RefSeq, a predicted model, not a curated record
UGGGUAUUUAUAUACUGUUUUGUUAUGAGUGACACAGCGGAGAAUACCGAGGAAGAUGGUCCGAAGUAUAAAUUAUCCAGCUUUUUGUUUGGUAAUGUUGACAAACAAGGCCAAAUCGAAGAGUACACCAACGAUGAGGACCUCAAAUCUAUCAACAACAUUGAUCAAUGUCACGUCAAAGAAGUUGAGGAGACGGCACAGGUUGUACUUUCCUCAGAGCCGUCUUUGGUUGAGGAUGCACAGGACCAGACGACAUCCAUAAACACUAUACCUUCUCCCGUAGACUACUAUGAUGAACAGGAGACCGUGCCGGAUUACGUUUUUGAGUCGAGCUUUCGUGAACUGAAGCCAGAGGAGAAUCUUUUGCCUUCACACGCCCAGGCUGCAGAGGAGGACUACGACUCACCUGAAGCAGGACCAACAAAGUCUUCAGACGAAGUGAAGCACGAAGCUGGUACUGUAGAACCCCAGGGGGUGGUUGAAACCCUCUUGGAUGCAUCUCUAGUUGGUUCUGAAGAGGAUGUCAAAACUGACGCUGUACCUUCUAUGGCAUCGAGUUCGCAACCGGAUACAGUGACGUCGCAAAAUUUAGAUGCAGGAAACGUAAUUCAGGGUUCUUCGUCUAUCUCCUUGAACACGGGAGCCCAGAGUCUAGCCACUGAAAGUGAUAUUGAUAUGAUGCCUCCGCCCUUACAUCCAGCACCUAUUGCGGCGUCCCGCCAGUUUCAAGGAAAGAAGUUGAGGAGACGGCACAGGUUGUACUUUCGAGCCGUCUUGCAAGGCCAAAUCGAAGAGUACACCAAUGAUGAGGACCUCAAAUCUAUCAACAACAUUGAUCAAUGUCACGUCAAAGAAGUUGAGGAGACGGCACAGGUUGUACUUUCCUCAGAGCCGUCUUUGCUUGAGGAUGCACAGGACCAGACGGCAUCCAUAAACACUAUACCUUCUCCCGUAGACUACUAUGAUGAACAGGAGACCGUGCCGGAUUACGUUUUUGAGUCGAGCUUUCGUGAACUGAAGCCAGAGGAGAAUCUUUUGCCUUCACACGCCCAGGCUGCAGAGGAGGACUACGACUCACCUGAAGCAGGACCAACAAAGUCUUCAGACGAAGGGAAGCACGAAGCUGGUACUGUAGAACCCCAGGGGGUGGUUGAAACCCUCUUGGAUGCACCUCUAGUUGGUUCUGAAGAGGAUGUCAAAACUGACGCUGUGCCUUCUAUAGCAUCGAGUUCGCAACCGGAUACAGUGACGUCGCAAAAUUUAGAUGCAGGAAACUUAAUUCAGGGUUCUUCGUCUAUCUCCUUGAACACGGGAGCCCAGAGUCUAGCCACUGAAAGUGAUAUUGAUAUGAUGCCUCCGCCCUUACAUCCAGCACCUAUUGCGGCGUCCCGCCAGUUUCAAGGAAAGGCUUCCAAAGGCACUGCAGAAUCCCCCAAUCAUUUAGGCUCAUCGAACGCUGACAUGUUGUCGGACUCUGCAUCAGCCAGCCCUCCACCAACUACUACUGGGUACGAGUCUUCGGGUUUACUGAACACACCAUUAGGAAGCUUGAUGCCCCCGGAAUACGCCUCAGUGGAUAUUAUGGAGCUGUUUCCUGCGUAUGAUCCCACUCGGACUCCUAGGUGGGGAAGUAUUUUCCGUCUCCCUCACACCGCUGGGACAUAUCGGGAAUUUAUUGAACGCGCAUCGUAUGUGAACACAUUGAUAGAGCAACGGCAGGCACGGUACGCCGAUCGUCCUCAUCUUGUCUACGAUGGUUUUCUCGAUCUUGGUAUGGUUCCUCUUCCCGAGGAGAUAAUUGAACAUGACGAGGUGGUCGAACUUAACACCCCUCUUCCACCGGGAACUGACUGCCUAGCUGGCAGUGAGAAGUCUUGGUGGCGACGAGCGUACACAGCCGCUCUAGCAGAAAUGAACGGUCCAUCUGGUAAAUCCUCCAAGUCCAGGACUCCAGUUAAAGCUGAUAAACAGGGUAGAUCCAACGCAGGCAGGGACUCUUCAACGGGACAGGAGAGGAACGAUGCAGGUGAAAACGCUGGCGAGUCAUCAAAUAAUGCCUCGACGUUAACUCCUGAAGAUCUCCGUCGUGGUUGGCGUUUGGGCCCAGCUAAAUACUGGUACGACCAGUUGGGAAUUCCUCUGGAUGCGGACAUUUCCAAGUGGACCGAAUGGCGGCGACCAAAUUUGUCGUCGGCUACCUCAACUCUGACAACUGCAGCAGCCCCUAGUCGACCUGAUGAUGAGUUGAUCAGAUCAGAGGAGACGAAUGGCGAUAGCCCAACGGAAUCAACAGAAACGAAAGAAAAUCAAGAUGUCACCUCGUUCGAGGCGAAAUCUACCGAAAUUCCUCCCAAUUCGGAGGGUAGAACAACAGAACAAACCGAAAGCCCAAUACCUUCUUCAUUCACACCAGUCAAAGGUCCCGCGCCAUUGAAGCAUAGCUAUGGUGAUUCAAGCCCAACCACCGUAUUUCCUUACCAGCUGCUCAACUGGGAAGAUGAUAUCAUCUACGACCCACAACUGAACACGAACAAGAUCAGCGCUUCCUCCAAGAUGAACGCCGCCUAUGCGGGUUGGAUACCCUCUCAACACUGUCGCACGAUGGCUGCCUUUCAGGAUACGUACCAAGGCAAAUUUCCGUUCAUUGUCGGUUCAAAGGCAAUCAAUGGACUUAACCCUGCCACCCCCGUUAUGGAACAGUUAUUUGGUCGAGAUGGCACCUGUAGACCUCACAAUCCACCUUACGCAAUUUUCCCGGCAGAAAAUGAGGGCAUCCUGUCGGAUUCCUGGGUCCAUGAUAUCAUAUACGAUUCAGAUCUUCCGGCAGACCAACUUCCGCCACCCUUCUUACUCACCUUGGAUCAUAAUGACGAAGCUUGUCUCCUAGAAUCAAUCGAUGACGUUGCCAUCGCUGCUGCAAUCAACACUGUUCGAGGUCAGCGACACCGACAUUCUAUGAGCAAUAAACCCAACGAACAGGAAGCCCCGGGUUCUGCAACUGCUGCUUCAGGACUACGCAGUCAAGCAGAUCUGCACUCAGAUGACCAAUGGGAAGGCGCAGUGCGUUUUGGACUGGACGGGGAUCCUUCGGUGCCUACCACCAAGUCCAAUGCUCCACUCAAUCGUGCUAGUCUUCAAGUUAGUUUUGGUCUAGCAUCGACUCGUGGAAUGCUAACUGGAGCUCUGGCAAAAGCCGAACAUGGUGCUGAGAAGGUCAAAAUGAUACUGGGGAAGCAUGGGCUUCUGGCUGAAGAUGACUGGCAAACAGAUGUGGACAAAUUCACCUCUGAUGUCCAAAACACUUCUAACGCGGCUAAUGAUUCAACCGGAGACCUGGGCACGGAUGGUAACGCUUUGGCCUCAGCAGCGGCUGCAGUCUCUGGUAUCCCUCCAAAAGACCCUCUGAAUUUAUCUAAUGAUGAGUACUAUGCCAUUCGAAGUGGUGCACUCGGUGGCCUGGGGGCCUUGGCUCGGUGUGGACCUCUGCAACACAGCACGCCUGCAGUAGAACUUUGGCCACCCUUUUUCCCGACCUACAUGGGCCCACUUCGCCUACGUCAGUUUCAUCGGGUUCCGUUGAAGCGGUACCUUCGUGGUCCAAUGGCUCAGUACAACAUUCCGUUCCCAGUCACUAACCUGAUAAGACAAAUUCAGCGGAAGGCACGAGAACGUGAGGAAGAAAAAGCAGCCACCGGUGGGGGAGACAUCUUUUUCAUGCGAACUCCCGCUGACUUAUCCGGAACAGACGGUGACGUGGUCCUGUGUGAAUUUUCGGAGGAAUAUCCACCUUUGAUGACACAGAUUGGUAUGGCUUCUAGAAUUAUCAACUACUAUCGGCCGUUGUACCCAAGGGAUCGUGCUCUUUCACCGGCUCCUCAUGCUUCCAGUGAUCCGCCGAAUCUACCUUAUGGCUCCUUGGUUUACGUCACUGGGACCGAUAGCCCGUUCCUUGGUGUGAUACGCCCUGGCGGCUGUUUGCAGACUUUGGAAAACAACAUGUAUCGCGCACCCAUCUAUCCACACACCAUGCCUAACACUGAUUUCCUCCUGAUCCGCAAUCGAAACGGAAUAAGCAUCAGGCGAAUCAAAGACAUAUUCACUGUGGGACAAGAGAUCCCCCUGAUGGAAGUACCCGGACCAAACUCAAAACGUGCUAACAACUUUGUGAGGGACUUUCUCCAAGUAUUUAUCCUUCGACUGUUUUUGCACAGCACAGACGAGCCGAAGAGGAUCAAAAUAGAGGAGAUUCGCAAGGCGUUUCCCAAUCAUUCGGAGAGUAGUGUGCGAAAACGUCUGAAGGUUUGCGCGGAUUUUCGACGCACUGGUUCGGAUGCCAGUUGGUGGGUCCUUCGCAAUGACUACCGUUUGCCGUCGGAGGAGGAAGUUCGGUAUUUGGUAACUCCUGAGGACUGUUGUGCCCACUACAGCAUGUUGGCCGCCGAGCUGCGCUUAAAAGAUGCCGGAUACGGUGAAAAGUCGCUCUUUGUCUUUGAUGAAAAUCAGGAAGAGGAAGAGGACAAGGAGGGUCAGCCCAAAAUGGAAGAUGAAGUCCGGGCUGCCCCUUGGAACACGACCCGUGCCUACCUGGCCUCCCAACGCGGUGGUUGUUUUCUGGAGCUCCACGGUGCAGCUGAUCCCACCGGCUGUGGUGAGGCCUUCUCCUACUCGAAGACUUCGGCCAAACCUGGUGCUUUGUUCCGUCAGGCCGGAGGUGAAGUGGCCCGUGGAUUGUUGAAAGGGAAGCGCACGGUCACCGGUACUGAUGCAGAUUUACGUAAACUACAUCUUCGAGAUGCUAGGGCUUUAUUGCGUUCGUUCGGCAUAAGUGAAGCUGAUCUUAAAACAUUCAAGCGAUGGGAAAUUAUUGAUAUGGUUCGUUUCGCUUCCACUGAACGGGCAAAACAGGGUGAGGAAGAGAGUUCUGCUAAAUUUGCCCGGGGUAAUCGCCUAUCGAUGGGUGAGCAGGUUCGCUGCUAUCGAGAAGAAUGCCAACGUAUUUUCGACCUCCAAAAUCGCGUUCUGUCGAACAACGAAUUACUCAGUUCUGACGAGGAAGUUAGUAGUGAGGAGGAAGACGAAGAAGCUGGAGACGCCCUUGGUGGUAGAGGUGGCGCAUCAACAUCUGGUGCAACUGGAGGCGGCGCGAGUUCCAUUGGUGGGGUCAGAUUAUCGAGUUUGUCUGCAUCUGCGCGAGCGUUUUCGAUCGUCGGACGACCAUCCGUCACCGAAACAGAUCAUCGCGAAGACGCGGAGCGUGAAAAGCUAAGGCGUGCUCUUGAAUCUGGGGAACCCAUACUGAGUAGUAAACGCCCACGCAAAACGAACCCUGCCGGUCCCCGGCCGAAGGACACUGUAGGUAAAUUAUCAAGCGGUCUGGAUCUCAAUGAGCCGGGGGACGGGGCUGGCGGUCCAGCAGGCAACAACACAAUAUACGAGGCCAGUUCAGCUGCAGCCGGGACGAUUUUGGAUCUCCCGCCGCCAUGGCCCCGUGCAACUCGUAAACUGCUGCGUAUCAUGCGAACCUACUCCGAGGAUGGGCAGCAGUACACACGCACUGAGUUGGUACCUUGGUCUCCAGUGGUCGAAAUCUAUCUGAAGAUACGUCAAACCCGAGAUGACGACUUCAUACACAACUUCGUCGACUCAGAUGAUCAAAUUAAAGAACAGCAACGCAAAGAGAAGCGACGUUUACAAGAUCAGCUCCGUCGUCUCCGGAAACAGCAAGCCAUGAUGCGUGAACGUGGUGCAGGUGGUUCCUCAAAUGCACCUCUUCGAACCGGUGGCUUAGCUGGUAGUGACCCAAAUCGACGGAGGCGACAUAAGCCACUCACUUCGGCCCUCGUCAAAAUGCGCUGUGGGGCCUGUGGCCAGACAGGUCACAUGCGCACUAACAAAGAGUGUCCAAUGUAUGGCCAGAGUGGUGCAAGUGCAGCCGAUUUGAGUACGACGUCCCGCCGCGGGUUGGACCGAAGGGUUGGACUAAAAGCCCCUCUUCGAAGCUUGGGAAGUGUAGCCCGAGGAGCCUCCUUGGAUGCAGCCAAGUUGGGGCGCGAUCUUGACUCUGACCCGAUAGCUGCGGCUCAUGCCUUAGCCUCACGUCCCGUCUCCGAGCUACUGGCCGAACAAGAUGACGACCAAAGCUCGGAAAAAGGGGGCUCCGGAAGCCGAGGGGAUUUGAAUGACACCUCGGCGAAACUACAAGCUGAGAAAGAGCUUGAUUCCUCGACAGGUCAGGCCCCGGGAUUUGGCGAGAACGAUAUGACGGUGGAAGGUACGAAAUUAAAAUUGCACUCUAAUUUGACGCGGUACAUUCGCGAACAAAAUCGCCGCAAUUUGAAGUUGAAAAUCCGUCGACAGUUGUUGGAUCGCCUGAACGCGGCUGCUGCAGUUGUACAGUCAGCCUGUGCCAAUCGUCGGGCCAUGACUAAUAGGGUAGGAGUCGGGCGUGGGCGCAGAGCUAGUGUUGGGACUAACGAAGACGAUUUUCCGACCACGAUCAAGCAUCGGGGUAAUCGCCGUCGGAUUGAUCCUCGAGUCGCGUUGAACCAUGUUUUCGAAGGUAUCUACAAGGGUCUCACACAAAUCCCCGGCUCCAAGAUCUUCAUGCAUCCGGUAAAGGAAAAGGACUUUCCCAACUACUACUCACAAAUUGCAAACCCGAUGGACCUCUCACAAAUCCGAAUGAAGAUCAACCAGAAUACCUAUGCGACGCGGGAGGAAUUUCUCUCAGACAUUCGGUUGAUCUACAACAAUUCACUCAGUUUUAAUGGUCGUUACAGUUCCUACACUGAGAUUGCAAUGAAGAUGUGUUCACACGUUAUGGAAGAGUUUUGCCACAAAGAGCUCAAGCUGAUGCGUCUUGAGUCGCUUGUAAAUCCCCUACUGGAUGAGGAUGAUCUGGUUGGAUUGAGUUUCCUAUUACAACAGGCCAUCGAGGCGAUGCGAGGUGUUGAGCGAAGUCGUCCUUUCCAUACACCAGUUGAUAAACGCCGCUUUCCGUCGUACUACAAAAUAAUCAGCAAUCCCAUGGAUUUGUCCACUUUGGAGAAAAUGGUCAAAGAAAACCGAUUCCGUUCACGCCAAGAAUUUUUCGCUCAAGCAGAGUUAAUCUACAGCAACUGUGUGAUUUUCAAUGGACAGGAAAGUCCUCUGACAGAGAUCGCUGAAGCCAUGCUCGCGGCUGGACGAGCUCGACUAGAGCAGGACGUGGAAACUUUGGACACGAUUGAGUUUAAUAUUCGCAAACACAUGGAGUCUGAACCUGCCCUGUCUGAGUCGCAUUCGAUACUUAGGGAGUCUGCCGACGUGAGUUCUGCUGCUGCACCGAAAUCCAUCCAACAGUCCUCCCGUAUCCCCUCUGUAUUGUCGCGUAAAUCGACAAAGCGCCACGCGGAGGAUGCGACAGAACAGCAUGCCGCAAGGCUUGCUUCCCUGUCCACGAUAAAAGAAGACAAGGAUGAAAACCAAGCACAGCCAACUGCUUCUACGAGUGGGGGACGAAAUCUUAGACGACGAUCAUCCGGAACGUGGUAUGGGGUGGACCUGGAAUAUGAUGACGACGAUGAUGCUGAUGGUGAUGAGACAGAUGGCAGCGAUGGUGAUGCGGGUCCUAACCGAGCGGCUAAGAGGGCUAAGGUUGAAGCGACUGAUGAUGAUAUCAGAAGCCAACCAUGGGUCACGGAUGACGAAAGUAUGGAGGCUUCAAUAGAACGUUUCACCUGGGCAAAAGGUAUGCAUUUACAGUGCUUCGAAUGCAGUGUAUCCACAAGUCGGAUAAGUCAGUUGCCGGCUAGUCACACAAGUCCUGGCACCGAUAUUCACUCCCCACUCUUGAGCCCCCAUACACCUGACCAGGGCUCCAGUCAAGCUGGUCCUCACAGACUGACUACUACCGAUUAUGAGGAAUACGAAGUAGACGAGGAAGGUGUCAACAGCUCCGGGGUGGAAGGAGAUCAAAGCGAGCCCGAGGAAGGAGAUGAAAGUGGAGCGAACGUCGAUUCUGAUGAGAGCGUGGAUCUGCAGACCUGGUCGAGGCAUGAAGCAGAAGGUGCGGGUGACUAUUCGUCUGCACUGGCGCCGGACCCUAUGAUAGAUGAGGACACACGUUUUUCACUUGGUGAGCCUUCUCGACAAACCGUAGAACUGACGGACGAUUUGGUAGCCCAAGAUUUGCAGCUGACCGACUCCGAAGAUGACAGCAGUUUGUCUGGUCAGGGUGGAGAGCUGUGUACAGAUGAGGAUCAGUUGGCUUUGCUGUCUUCCGGCACAGUCCCUACUGCCUGUGAUCCGAACGUCCCAGUCAUUAACUAUUCCACCGACCUGGAUCCCCUCUACCACAGACGGUCGACGUCCCCGCAGCAGCAAAAUCAUGUACACCAGGUUGACGAUUCCCAUUCCGUUGCCUUCUUCAUUGGUGAGCAAGCGGAAAGCGAGUAGGGAUUGGUAGUUCUUUGAACAAUUGGCUCACCAACACCAAUGUUGUACAUCUUCAUUUUCC